UUAUUAUCUAUUAGUAAUGGAAUAGAGAAUAUCACUAUAUCCGGAGAACGAGAUGCAAUCGCUUAAACAAAUAUCUACUCUCAGCAACAGAUCGGAAGUUCAGUUUCUACCCUUAAUGGCUCAAGAAGACCACCAAUCUCCGCCGUAUCUCGGUCAAGUACUAGUCAUACGUCCACCGCCUGUCUUUUCUGUCCACGAACAAUACAUCUCGAGUAAAUUCCAGAUCCUGAAAGCAUACGAAUCACCAUUACCUACUCACGAUUUCCUCCAAACCUAUGCGCAGUCCGUCAAAGUCGUCCUAUGCUCCGGCGGGAGUCCGAUCACAGCCGACGUGUUACAUGACCUUCCAGCCCUCCAACUCGUUGUCUCCUCCACUACCGGCGUCAACCACAUUGACAUGGCAGAGUGUCGCCGGCGCGAAAUUAGAGUCACUAACACCGGAGAUUUAUUUUCUGAUGAUGUAGCUGACGGCGCCGUUGGACUUUUGAUCGAUGUCAUGAGGAGAAUUUCUGCCGGAGAUAGAUUUGUUCGCGGCGGUCGUUGGCCUGCUAUAUCGGAGUAUCCUCUUGGUUCUAAGUUGGGAGGCAAGAGAGUUGGGAUUGUUGGGCUUGGAAACAUUGGGUCAAGUGUGGCCACAAGACUAGAGGCCAUGGGCUGCAUAGUCUCUUACACCUCAAGGCAGAAAAAAAACUCCACACACUACACUUUUUAUCCAAAUGUCCUCCAACUGGCUUCCAAUUCAGAUGCCCUCAUUAUCUGUUGUGCGUUGACCAAUGACACGCGUCACAUGAUCAACAACACAGUCUUGAGGGCAUUAGGAAAAACAGGAGUCAUUGUGAAUGUAGCUCGUGGGGCUAUCAUUGACGAAGUGGAAUUGGUGGAGUGUUUGGUUGAAGGGGAGGUUGGUGGUGCAGGUUUGGAUGUGUUUGAGAAGGAACCAAAGGUACCAAAUGAGUUGUUUGAAUUGGAUAAUGUCGUGCUUUCGUCCCACAGUACUGCGUGCACAAGAGAAUGCUUUUAUGAUGCUGCCCAAACUGUGGUAGCUAAUUUGGAAGCGUUUUUCAUGAGCAAACCCUUGCUUACUCCUGUAUCCUAGCUAGUCUUAUAGCUAGUUUGCACUUCGCUAGCGAAUUUCCCUAUUAUUUGUAGCAUCUUAAUUUGGUUUAGAUAUAAUAAAUGUUCUAACCUUUUCUUUUUGCAUAUAAUUACAAUUCAACCUUCUCCCGUUAGAGGA
Molecule: messenger RNA, 1234 nt
Organism: Lactuca sativa (garden lettuce)
Lineage: Eukaryota; Viridiplantae; Streptophyta; Magnoliopsida; Asterales; Asteraceae
Product: glyoxylate/hydroxypyruvate reductase HPR3
Cellular component (GO): cytosol
Molecular function (GO): hydroxypyruvate reductase [NAD(P)H] activity; NAD binding; glyoxylate reductase (NADPH) activity
Source: RefSeq, a predicted model, not a curated record